Messenger RNA from Macroventuria anomochaeta, 903 nucleotides. RefSeq lists its product as uncharacterized. Gene Ontology annotation, molecular function: zinc ion binding; ubiquitin protein ligase activity. Bases 1 to 903 code for a protein of 300 amino acids. The record is from RefSeq and is a predicted model, not a curated record. The transcript has a single exon. Gene Ontology annotation, biological process: protein ubiquitination. Lineage: Eukaryota; Fungi; Ascomycota; Dothideomycetes; Pleosporales; Didymellaceae.
AUGUCUCUAGAGGUAGCAGCUUUCAUCUUGACCGUGAUGCGUCUAGAACGCCAAGCAGAUCCAGAGUAUUCAACAACGUUAACGGAGCUGCGCAAUUUGGAGACACAUGAACAGAUCUGCAAGGCCUCUCGCUUGAACCGUAAAACCACCACGCGCAUCAACCUCGCAUUGUUCCAUGGACUGCUGCCGAAACUCCGCGAGGGAUAUGGGUUCAGGGAGAUGCUCGCCUUUACUCGCGCGUUCCGACGAGAGGAUUGCCAUCACAACGAUCACCUCCCAUUGCCGUUCAUCCGCCCUAUUGAGUACAGCAUCGAUGAUACCGAGGUCGAGUAUCAAGGGGUGGGUGAACGCGUUGAGCUGUCGACUUUCUGCAAGCCUGCUGAGUUGGUUCCAAAAGACACCGAAUGUUCUGUGUACGUUACCGUGAUCGACGGGUCAGAGCGAGACGAAGCCGAGCAGCCUGUGCUCACGAAAUGCGGGCACACGUUCCAUAAGCUGUGCCUGGAUAAGUGGGUGAGUGACUCCAGAAUGAAGGUGUCGAAUACCUGUCCUUUGUGCCGCACAGUCUUGUGCAAGCAUCGUAAGCGGCUGCAUACGUCCCUGGAGGCUAUCUCUGUUGUCAGAUCCCACGGCGUGGAUGGCAUACCAUCUGCUGACAGCUCAAGCAUUGAGUCGUUGCAGUUAGUUGUCGCUACGCCACCUCGCGAACGCGUACAGUGGCUCGAGGCUCGGGUCACAGCUCACCUACAACUGAUCACUGCUGCGACUGAGGGCGACAAUGCAUCAGAUACGGAUGAGUCGGGCCGUGCAUCGAUCGACUCUGAUGAAGCAAUGGCACCCCGCGAGAUGUUCGAGAUUCUUCGCGCAGAGCGCGCCGCUCGAAUGCGUGUCGUCAAUUGCUGA